This is a messenger RNA of Alnus glutinosa, 2171 nucleotides long. Its product is annotated as gibberellin 20 oxidase 2. Gene Ontology annotation, biological process: response to light stimulus; flower development; unidimensional cell growth. Gene Ontology annotation, molecular function: gibberellin 20-oxidase activity. The coding region runs from base 191 to 1330 and encodes 379 amino acids. The record is from RefSeq and is a predicted model, not a curated record. NCBI's taxonomy places the organism in Eukaryota, Viridiplantae, Streptophyta, Magnoliopsida, Fagales, Betulaceae. The transcript has 3 exons.
ACCGAUCUUCCCAAUGAGAGCGGCCUUGGCUUUUCUUUCACCAUAACUCUGAAACUUAUUUCAAGAACUCUUCUUCUUUUCCCAUACCAUUACUACUUUCCCCUCUCCCCUCUCCCCUCUCCCCUCUCCCUCCCUCUCUCUCUCUCUCUCUCACAAAUAUUCCUUCAGGCUUUAAGAAUUUAUUAAUGCAAUGGCUAUUGACUGCAUCACAAGCAUACCGUCCAUGCCUCACCCUCCAAAACAAGAACCGGAAGACGAGCAAAAAGCACUAGUUUUUGAUGCCACGGUACUCAGACACCAGUCAAACAUACCCCAGCAGUUCAUAUGGCCCGACGACGAAAAGCCCUGCUCUUAUGCCCCGGAACUUACUGUUCCCCUUAUUGACUUACGCGGCUUCCUCUCCGGCGACCCGGCUUCCGCAACGGAAGCCUCAAGACUCAUCGGCGAGGCAUGCCAAAAGCACGGCUUCUUUCUUGUUGUCAAUCAUGGCGUUGACGAUAAUCUAAUUGCUGAUGCUCAUCGCUACAUGGACGACUUUUUCCAUUUGCCCCUGUCUACAAAACAGAGCGCUCAGAGGAAGGUAGGUGAGCACUGUGGUUAUGCCAGUAGCUUCACUGGCAGAUUCUCCUCCAAGCUCCCUUGGAAGGAAACACUUUCUUUCCGCUACUCUGCUCAUCAAAACUCGUCCAACGUUGUCAAAGAAUAUAUGCAUAAUACAAUGGGUGAAGAAUUCAACCAAUUCGGGAGGGUUUACCAGGAUUACUGCGAAGCAAUGAGCACUCUUUCCCUAGGGAUCAUGGAACUCCUAGGAAUGAGCCUAGGCGUAAACCGAGCCCAUUUUAAGGAAUUCUUUGAGGAGAAUGAUUCAAUAAUGAGGCUCAACUACUAUCCGCCGUGCCAAAAACCUGACCUUACUUUAGGCACCGGGCCUCAUUGCGAUCCGACAUCUCUAACAAUCCUUCACCAAGACCAAGUGGGUGGCCUUCAAGUUUUUGUAGACGACGAAUGGCAAUCUGUAACCCCAAAUUUCAAUGCUUUUGUCGUGAACAUCGGCGACACCUUCAUGGCACUUUCAAAUGGAAGAUUCAAAAGUUGCUUGCAUCGGGCAGUGGUGAACAGCAAAACUCCAAGGAAAUCACUAGCUUUCUUUUUGUGUCCAGGAAAUGAUAAGGUGGUAAGCCCACCAAGUGAGUUGGUGGACACUGUGUGUCCACGGAUAUAUCCGGAUUUCACAUGGCCUAUGCUGCUUGAAUUCACACAGAAGCAUUACAGGGCUGACAUGAAGACCCUCGAAGUCUUUUCGAACUGGGUUCAACAGAAAAACAGCUGAAAUUCCAAGCUGACACGACCAUGUUAAUGGUCAUUUCUGCCUAAGAAAAUGACGUUGAUAAGAAGAGGAAAAAGGGGGCACAGAGACUUGGAGUUUUUCGUUAAAGCGCUAAGAGGAAGACAAAGCCAAAGUUGGAGGAAAAGACAGUUUUUGGGUUUUGGGUCUGGUUAAAUAACUUUUAGUGAUGAACAAAAGCAAGACGAGAAAAAGAGAGAUAUAAGGAACCAAUAAAAAGCUGCAUUCGACAGCUAAUUUUUGUAAUUCUCUUUGGUAUUAUAGAAGGUUACCAUUAAUAGUACUUCCUCUAUCUCUUGUAUGUAAAUUUGCAUUCUGUGGUUGGAAACUACCUUCAUAAAUUUGACCUACUCCUAUGUUAAUGGUUGGGUUGGAGAAGACCUACCUAGUACGACUGGUUAGGGAAAACAAAACCCUACCGUUCAUUUUUAUGGUCACGAUUUAAAGUUGAUGAAUCGAGACAUGCCACAAGAACGUCGGUAUUACAUCAGGCUUGCAUAUCCAUUUGAGGCUCUUGGACCAAAAAAAAAGGUAGAGGUAAAACCAGCAAGAAAUCCAAAAAGAGUGCGGUCCACAAGUAAAUAAAUGAUUCUGAGGAAUAUGGGGGGAGCUAGAAUCCAUUCAGGAUUGAAAGAGGUUUCUUUUUAACGUAUCCUCAUGCAAGUGUUAUUUGGUUUUAUUCUUGUAUUUUUUAUACCUGGAGCUUUGGAGGGUUCUGCAAUAUAGAAUGUGAAGGAUUACUCGCUACGUUUGUCGUGGUGCUUGUCUUGAAAUGCUGCAACAUUCUUCUCACGAUAUUGUAAACAUUUUACAUCAAUAAAGACUC